This is a messenger RNA of Penicillium brevicompactum, 1608 nucleotides long. Its product is annotated as putative Golgi matrix protein. Gene Ontology annotation, biological process: Golgi organization; endoplasmic reticulum to Golgi vesicle-mediated transport. Bases 1 to 1608 code for a protein of 535 amino acids. Lineage: Eukaryota; Fungi; Ascomycota; Eurotiomycetes; Eurotiales; Aspergillaceae. The transcript has 6 exons. Gene Ontology annotation, molecular function: small GTPase binding. The record is from RefSeq and is a predicted model, not a curated record. Gene Ontology annotation, cellular component: Golgi apparatus.
AUGACCGAGGACAAUCCACCGUCUGUUGCUCCGAGCGCAAAGUCCAAGAAGAACAAGAAGAAGGCCGCCAAAGCCAAAGCCGACGCCGCCGCCAGUGAGCAAGAUGCGUCAAUCGACCAGAAUAAUAAUGAAGCCAGUGAUGUCGACGAGAAUCCCCCCGACGAACCCGAAUCAAAUGGCGCCGACCCCGAAUCAAUGGGUCUUCCAGACCGGUCAAUUAACAAUCAGCAAAAUACUGCCGCUGGCGAUGCUCCUUCCAGCGUCGAUAAUCAGCCCGACCCCGCCUCCGACCGCACCGAGCCAAAUGAUCGAUUCGACGCCCUCGUUCGCGACCGCGACUCCUUGCGCGCAGAGGUAGCGGACGUGCGAAAAUCACUGGAGGACAUUCAGUCCAAGCAUGCUGCAGAAAUAGAGCCUUUACAACAGCGGUUGGAUGACGCAGAGAGUAAAAAGGACCAUGCAGAAACCCAGUACCAGAAGCUCUUGGAGCGGGUGAACACGAUCAAGUCACAACUAGGAGAGCGGCUCAAGGAAGAUGCCGAGGAACUGGCUCUUGCGCGAUCGCAGAUCGAAGAGCUCGAGGACGAGAACAACACCCUCAAGGGUGAAUUGGAUUCUAAGUCUAACCAGAUGCUCGAACUAUCCGGUGAUUCGGCGGAGAAGGAGAAGGAGUUGGUGACUCUCCGGGAUCGGACGAAUCUAUCCCAACAGAACUGGCUGAAAGAGAAGGAAGAGAUGCUUGAACAAGAGUCAUAUCUCCAAGCAGAAUUCGAGCAAGCGAAGGAAGCCAUGCACAACUGGGAAGUCCUUGCUAUGGAAGAGCGGUCUAUCCGAGAAAACCUCAAUGAAAAGGUUGGAGAUCUGGAAGAGCAGCUCGGCAGCCUGAAGGAAGCCUACGAACGAGCCAUCGAGGACCGCGACACCCAACAAUCAACCGUUGAUGGUCUCCAACGAGCUUUGCAGGAAAUUCAAGCCGCACGGAAGCAGGAGCUGCGAGAGCUUGUGGAGAGCUCAGACUCCCAACUCGAGGAGCUCCGGCGCUCCUUGCGCGAAGCGCAAAAGCAGGCCUCAGAUUCAGAAAAGGGUCUCCAGGCUGCCCAGGAAGAGAUUGAGCGGGUCAGACCUUUCGAGAAGGAAGUCAAGGAGAAAAACCUUCUCAUUGGCAAGCUCCGUCAUGAGGCGGUCACGUUGAACGAUCACUUGACGAAAGCUCUCAGAUUUCUCAAGAAAGGAAAGCCGGAAGAUAACGUUGACAGACACAUCGUCACUAAUCAUUUCCUACACUUCCUCGGCCUUGACCGAUCUGACCCCAAGAAAUUCCAAAUUUUGCAGCUGAUUGCAGCUCUAUUGGGUUGGAAUGAUGAACAACGCGAACAGGCCGGCCUUGCCCGUCCAGGGACGUCAAGUAUGCCCGGAAAACUGAGAGUCCCCGGGACCCCGCUGCGAACACCAAGUACACCCAACCUUGCAACGGAGUUUAUGGACGGUGGUGCCUCCAGCAAAGAGACACUGGCUGAACUAUGGUCUAACUUCCUGGAACAAGAAGCGGAGGCUGGGAGCAUGAACCCCUCAAGGCGUGGAAGUCACCAGGGGCCACUCAAGCCUUAG